GGCUUUGCCAGUUACUAGGAAUAUGACCUCAGUCAAAUCACUUAAUGGGCCUGGGAUGCAGUUUCCUCAUCUACCAAAUGAAAGCCUUGAACUAGAUGAUCUCUAAAGUUCCUUCCAAUUCUAGAUCUAUGACCCCAUGAAAACAAUAGUUUGCUUUGGAACCUGUCUCCAUCACCUAUUUGGUAUGUGAUUGGUUCUCACUUUAAUUAAGCUUUAUUUUCCCAAUCUAUAAAAUAGGCACAUCAAGAUUUACUUGCAUCCUCUGCCUCCUCGGAAUAUUUUCAGGAAACAAAGGUACUAGAAAAAUGUGAAUAUCAUCAGGACAGGAUUUUAGAGAUUGACUCCCUUCCUUUCUACUUCUUAUUCAACUCCCAGGUGCAGCAAUGAUACCUCCAGGGGGUUCUCCUUGGGCCUGGAUGCUGGUAUUCCUGAUGUCAGUUCUGAUCAUGGGAGAUCCAGGUCUGACAGGGCAGAAGAAUGGGGCCCACAUGCAGAACCAAGUCUGCCAGGAGUAUGGGAACCUCCAGCAAGCUGGGAGCAAUCGGCAGGUGGUGAACCGCCAGGAGAGUGCUGCGGAUCGGGAUUCUGAGAGUCGUAUCUUGAACGGCAGAGACUGUGGACCCCAAAGCCAACCCUGGCAGGCAGCUUUGUUUUUGAAACCAAACAAGCUCUUUUGUGGGGCAGUGUUGAUCCAUCCCCAGUGGGUGCUCACCGCUGCACAUUGCCAGAAACCUUCCUAUAUUGUUGCCCUGGGCCGGUAUCGUCUCCAUGGUUAUGAUACAAACCAGAGGACUCUCCGUGGCGUCCAGUCUUUCCCGCACCCCAACUAUACUCGGCCAGCUCACUCUAAUGAUCUCAUGCUAAUUAAAUUGAAUAGAAAAGUCUCAGAAACAAAAAGCAUCAAAGCCAUUAACAUCUCAACUCAGGCCCCAACUACUGGGUCCAAAUGCCUCGUCUCAGGCUGGGGGACCACCAACAGCCCUCAAGUUCAGUAUCCUGAGACCCUACAGUGUCUGGACAUCACGAUCCUGUCUCAGGAGACCUGCCAGAAGGACUAUCCUGGGGAGAUCAAUUCCAGCAUGUUCUGUGCUGGAGAUGAAGCUGGCAAGGAUUCCUGUCAGGGUGACUCAGGGGGCCCUGUGGUCUGCAAUGGAAUGCUUCAGGGCCUGGUAUCCUGGGGGGAUGUUCCCUGUGGAAAGCCCAACAAGCCUGGAGUCUAUACCAACCUCUACAUGUUCAACAACUGGAUCAAAGACACCAUCAAAAACAAUUGAUUUAAGGGGACACUGGCCUGUAGAUCCCUAAUCUGUAUCUUGUUCAGAGAUCCAGGAGCUCAGGCCCCUCGGUUCCCCAUUCUCUCAGGGAUGUGGGCACCCCCACUUCUAUAAAGCUCAGGGACAUCCAUUAUCUAAACCCUCAACUCUUGUCUCCGGAGGACCUAAGGAUUUGGCCCCUACAGGAGCCCAGACCCUGUACAUCCUUCCCUAACUUUCAUUCAGAGAGUGAGAAUUCCCCUUUGUCUCUUGUGUGAAGACGCCUAGAAGAAAUCUGUCUGAGAUCUCCAUCCUUCUUCCUCUCUGAGCCUUCUUAUCUAACAUUCUCCCCCUCUGGGUCCCCCAGCCCAUCAUUCCCUUUGUUCCUCCUCAAGCCCUCCACUAUAAGUUUGGUUUCCAUUAAUCUCUCUGCAUGCAGUGGAGAGUAAUGUAGAACUCUGGACCUGGAAUCAAGAAAACCUGGCUUCAAACUCCAAGUCAUGAACAUCUUUGUGCCUCAGUUUCCUCUUCUGUAAAUAAGGCUAACGACAAGAGCUGCAUCACAGAAUUGUUGUCAAACUCAAAUGAGAUCAUCUGCAUAAACCAUUUUACAAACUCUAAAAUAUUACAUGAGUAUGAGCUAUUUAUAUUAUUCAUAGGAAAGGUCUGUAGACUCCCCCUAGAGUGGCUGAUGAAGAAGUAACUUUGGUUUAGUGGGAAGAGUCAGAGAAGGUUUUUUUUAUUUAAUCUCACUUCUACCACUUAAUACCAGUGUGAUCUUGGUCUCAUCCCCUCCCUGACACCCUAGUUUCCUCUUCUAAUAAAUUCAUGGAUUGAGCUUGAUGGCCUCUGAGAUGUCUUCCAGAUCCUUACUUACAAAACUAAAAUUCUUCUGGAUGAGAACACUUACAAUAGUAAUGUCGUUCUGGAUGAGGAAAGUGUCUGACCACCUGGAUCAUUGCUCGGGCGUGUUCUACCUCCUCCCUUGUCGUCACGAAUCUCUGCCUCAGCCAAAGAAGGAGGGAAGAGUAUUUCUUGGCAGGGAUAACCUAGGAAAGGGGGUGAGAACAGACUUUUCAACCGAGGAAGAAUUUGGGAACCAACGGUUUGUCCCUCAGGUUGAUAAGGUUUCUUAUUUAUCACGAGUCUCUACCUCAACCAAAGAUGGAGGGAAGGGUAUUUCUUGGCAGGGAUACCCUAGGAAAGGAGGUGAGAACAGACUUUUCAUACUAGGAAGAAUUUGGGAACCAAUGAUUUGUCCCUCAGGUUAAUAAGGUUUCCUCUCAUCUAGGAAUGAAGAGGAUUUAUCCUAGGAUAAUUGAAGUUUUCCCUUAGGAUCUGGGAAGACCUGAGAUUUGUCCUGGAGACAAUAUGUAUUUCAUCUGGGGGCUCUACGGUCCAUGAAUGGACCAACCACUGGAAACCGAUAAGGCUUCUUCCUGUUGCACUUGAAAUGGACAAAAGUUCCUCUUGGCAUUUAUAGACUUCCUUCAGGGACACAAGAGAGUUCUUUCUUCAGCUGGCAUGGGUGGGGGCCUGCCCUCACUCUCUCUCGGAACAAAGGGGAACCACUGAGGGAAUCCCAUCUGGUAUUGAUGGGUCUGCUUCUCAGGACCAAUAAGCGCUCAUUCUGGGGCAAUGAUCCCUCUUUGGACAGAGUUUUCCAUCUGCCUAGUGUAGAUUGUAUCGAAACAUAUGAAGCUUUUACUGAAGGAAGGAGUCAUGUUAUUACAGUCCUUCUUGUGUUCUUCUAAGACCAGUGAAAACUUAUCUAGGACAACAAAAUUCAACUUUCCAAUUCAAUAAACAUUUCCUUUUUAA
Messenger RNA from Antechinus flavipes (yellow-footed antechinus), 3074 nucleotides. RefSeq names its product kallikrein related peptidase 5 (gene KLK5). The record is from RefSeq and is a predicted model, not a curated record. The transcript has 5 exons. Lineage: Eukaryota; Metazoa; Chordata; Mammalia; Dasyuromorphia; Dasyuridae. Gene Ontology annotation, biological process: extracellular matrix disassembly; proteolysis; amelogenesis. The coding region runs from base 384 to 1274 and encodes 296 amino acids. Gene Ontology annotation, molecular function: serine-type endopeptidase activity.